AAAAGCGAUAUCGCGUAUGAAGCACGUAGCAGUAAAACCUGGAUAUAUUAAAACCUCUAGUGGCGCCAGUUGAUAGCGGAGUAGAACGGAAUUGCACGAUACCGGCCGAAGUUUCUCAGUCGCGGUCGCCAUUUUGUCGGGUAGUCCUCGGGUUCGUCGUGUUUCUCUUGACUGCUUAGUGUUUUUAGUGAAACGAUAAGCGGCGAAAAAUUCGGGGCAUAGCAGACUCGGCCGCUUCCCCCAAAUGGCUUGCUUGAACACGUUAAAGCAGGAGAUUAAAACCCUCGAGUCCGUCUUUCCAAAGAGCCAUGAAAGAUUUCAAAUUAUGUCUGCGAGCGUGGACGAGCUCAGCUGCAGAUUCGUCGGUAAAAAUGGAAAGAAAUACGAAAUACAUGCCAAUAUAACAGAAACGUAUCCCUCAACACCGCCAGUAUGGUUUGCAGAAUCAGAAGAGACCAGUGUCACCAAUGCAGUACAGAUUUUAAGCAACACAACUGGUCGAGACAAUCAUGUAAUCAACCAAGUUGGAAUCCUCCUUAAAGAAUUAUGUCGGCUGCAUUCGCUACCAGAACCACCUGACGUCGAACGAUUAAGAACAGCAUUGGAUCCAUUAAGAUUAGGAGGAGCAAACGAAGCUAUGUCGCAAAGAAUGGAAGCUGAAGAUACCGAAGAUAUUGACGAAGAUGAAGAAAGCGAAGCAGAAGAAGAUCUUCAUUUAGAUAUGGAUGAAGGUGACGCGAAUUCAAAGACCAAGGGGGACGAAAUGGAUUUAGAACACCUUGCGACGCUAGAAAGGUUGAGACAGAAUCAGAGACAAGAUUACUUAAAGGGAUCUGUUUGUGGAAGUGUACAAGCGACAGACAGGCUAAUGAAAGAAUUGAGAGACAUUUACCGAAGUGACAGCUUUAAAAAAGGAAUGUACAGCAUAGAAUUAGUAAAUGACAGUUUAUACGAAUGGAACAUUAGGUUGAUGUGCGUUGAUCCUGACUCGCCUCUCCACAGUGAUCUCAUUCUUCUUAAAGAAAAGGAAGGAAAAGACAGUAUUCUACUUAAUAUGCUUUUUAAGGAAACUUAUCCAUUUGAACCGCCCUUCGUAAGAGUCGUACAUCCAAUCAUAUCGGGUGGAUAUGUUCUCGUAGGAGGUGCUAUUUGUAUGGAACUUCUUACGAAACAGGGAUGGAGUUCAGCGUAUACAGUGGAAGCGGUAAUAAUGCAAAUAUCUGCAACACUGGUAAAAGGAAAAGCACGUAUACAGUUUCAGGGCUCAGGUGGUCCUGGUAAAGUGUGCGGUGGACAAGGGCAAUACAGUUUGGCUCGUGCACAACAGUCGUUUAAAUCACUCGUACAAAUACAUGAAAAGAAUGGUUGGUUCACUCCACCGAAGGAGGAUGGCUAAUGAAUAAAUAUGAAACGAAUAACGAUGCGUGCUUACAGCUGAGACUUUAAUUCGGUGUGUGCCCAAGAAAUAAUUGUUAC
Molecule: messenger RNA, 1476 nt
Organism: Polistes dominula (European paper wasp)
Lineage: Eukaryota; Metazoa; Arthropoda; Insecta; Hymenoptera; Vespidae
Product: ubiquitin-conjugating enzyme E2 Q2
Source: RefSeq, a predicted model, not a curated record